AUGAGAUCUAAAAAGUCCUGCUCAGUUCUGAGUUACUACCGCUUAUUUCAGAGGGAGUGCCUUUCCAUUCACGUGGGCCAAGCUGGCGUCCAGAUUGGGGAUGCUUGCUGGGAACUCUAUUGCCUGGAACAUGGGAUCCAACCAGAUGGCACUGUUCUCGACAGUAAAAAGGAUCGGUCGGAAAAGGCUAAGAUGGCGUCUAUGGCUGCCUCUUUCAAUACCUUCUUUUCUGAGACCAGAGCUGGGAAGCAUGUACCCAGAGCACUCUUCAUGGACCUGGAGCCAACUGUUAUAGAUGGGCUUCGAACAGGCAAGUACCGUUCACUCUUCCACCCAGAGCUGCUCAUUAGUGGGAAGGAAGAUGCUGCAAACAACUAUGCCCGAGGCCACUACUCUAUGGGAUCAAAGGUUAUCGACCUUGUGCUAGAGAGGAUGCGAAAACUGGCAAAGCCAUGCAGUGGACUUCAGGGAUUUUUGAUUUUCCGGAGCUUCGGAGGAGGCACUGGAUCAGGGUUCACAUCUCUGUUAAUGGAGCAGCUCUCAAUACACUAUGGUAGGAAGACUAAACUGGAGUUCUGUGUCUACCCAGCCCCGAGGAUCUCCUCUGCCAUGGUAGAGCCCUACAACUCAGUCCUCACCACCCAUUCCACCCUGGAGCACUCGGACUGUACCUUCAUGGUGGACAAUGAGGCCCUCUAUGACAUCUGCCAUCAUCAACUUGGCGUUGAACACCCCUCUUACACCAGCAUUAAUAGGUUGAUAAGUCAAGCUGUGUCUUCCAUUACUGCUUCUCUCCGGUUUGAAGGGCCUUUGAACGUGGACCUAAUUGAAUUCCAGACCAACCUGGUACCUUACCCGAGAAUACAUUUCCCCAUGACAGCCUUUGCCCCUAUCAUUUCUGCUGACAAGGCCUACCAUGAGGCGUUCUCUGUGUCAGACAUCACCACUGCUUGCUUUGAGUUCCCCAACCAGCUGGUCAAGUGUGACCCUAGACUGGGGCAAUACAUGGCCUGCUGCCUUCUCUACAGGGGGGAUGUGGUCCCUAAGGAUGUGAAUGCAGCGAUUGCAGCCGUGAAGUCAAGGCACUCUGUUCAGUUUGUAGAUUGGUGUCCAACCGGUUUUAAGGUGGGCAUCAACAACCACCCGCCCACGGUGAUGCCAGGGGGGGUCAUGGCUAAAGUCCAGCGGGCUGUCUGCAUGCUCAGCAAUACCACGGCAGUUGUGGAGGCCUGGGCUCGCCUGGACCACAAGUUUGACCUCAUGUAUGCCAAGAAGGCGUUUCUACACUGGUAUAUCAGAGAAGGCAUGGAAGAAGGGGAGUUCUUAGAGGCCAGGGAGGAUCUGGCAGCUCUAGAGAAGGAUUAUGAGGAAGUGGGCCAAAGUUUUACAUAUGAUGGUGAAAAUGAAUGUUAAGUUGAAGUGUCGUGCUUUCUUCUCAAUUGUACAGUUAGUGAUUAGAAGAAGAAUCAAAUCAAAUCAACAAGACCCAAGGUCCCACACUAAAUUAAAUGAGCUAAUGUUAACAGUGAGCACAUAUUUCCUUGUCUGUUAAUGUAAUUCAGGACCAUGACCUGUGAACCUUCUAAGGUUUUGGAGUCCUUUGAAUUUCUGGGUUAUAUCUUUUUUUCUUUUUUUGUCAGAAUGGAAACCUGACUUAUUCUUUGCUUUUUAAACCAAGAGACUAUGAAACCCUAAUGUUAAUGCUUUCCCUUUCUUGUGACUGAGGUGGAAAACAGCACAGUAUUGAUUAUUAAUGUUAUUCCCCCAUGUCUAUAUAUUUUGUACAUUGAUUAA
Molecule: messenger RNA, 1794 nt
Organism: Hipposideros armiger (great roundleaf bat)
Lineage: Eukaryota; Metazoa; Chordata; Mammalia; Chiroptera; Hipposideridae
Gene: TUBAL3
Product: tubulin alpha like 3
Exons: 3
Coding region: 1-1413 (470 amino acids)
Biological process (GO): microtubule-based process
Cellular component (GO): microtubule
Molecular function (GO): GTP binding; structural constituent of cytoskeleton
Source: RefSeq, a predicted model, not a curated record